CAAAGUGCUGCUGGUAAAACUGCUGCAUUGAGAAGAGAGAGAAAGAAGGACAGUCAACUUGACAGAAACACCAGACUGGAACCAUGAUUUCAACUGUAAAGAAAGCUAUUAGACCUGUGUGGGCUGCCAGAGCAAUCCAUAAAUCUGCUGUGGAAGUCUUGAAGCAGCCAGCGCCCGAAGACACAGUCACAGCCAGUUUUGGGAAGUUUAUCAGUGAAAUAAAGCCUCAGCAUCUAUCCCCUGUAGUGCUGCACCGUAGUAAAAGAAUGGUGCUGGACAACAUUGGAGUUGGGCUGAUCGGAAGCACAACAGAUGUGUUUGAACUGGCCCUCCAGCACUGCCAGAACAUGUACGCUCCUGGUGACACCAGCUCUGUGUAUGGACACAGGGGCAUCAGACUCUCCCCGAUACUGGCAGCUUUUGUCAACGGAGUGGCGACUCACUCCAUGGACUUUGAUGAUACAUGGCACCCUGCCACUCACCCCUCCGGAGCUGUCCUUCCUGCUGUGAUAGCUCUCAGUGACAUGAUGCCAGCUAACAAUAAGCCCAGUGGCCUGGACUUCUUACUGGCUUUCAAUGUUGGCAUUGAGAUUCAAGGCCGACUACUGAGGUUCUCUAAUGAGGCCCACAAUAUCCCCAAGAGGUUCCACCCUCCUAGUGUGGUAGGCACCAUGGGAAGUGCUGCUGCGUGUGCACGCCUCUUAUCUCUGGACCCCAUCGAGAGCAGUCAUGCAUUGGCUAUAGCUGCUUCUCUAGCAGGAGCCCCAAUGGCUAAUGCUGCCACUCAGUCCAAACCCCUCCACAUUGGCAAUGCCUCCCGUUUGGGCCUAGAAGCAGCUCUGCUGGCCUCCAGAGGCUUAGAGGCAAGUCCUUUGGUCCUAGAUGCUGUUGCAGGGGUAGCCGGCUUCAGUGCUUUUUAUGAAGAUUAUGUACCACAGCCUUUACAAUCGCCCGGUAAUGACAGCCAUAUGUUCCUGCUGGAGGAACAGGACAUAGGCUUCAAACGCUUCCCUGCUCAUCUGGGGAUGCACUGGGUGGCAGAUGCUGCAGCCUCAGUCCAUAAGAUUCUCGUUGGAGUUGGCCCUGGCACUGUCUCCCCAGCUCAGGUGGAGGACAUCCUGCUCAGAGUCCCCAAAUCGAAGUACAUAAACAGACCUUUUCCAGAGUCUGAGCACGAGGCACGCCACUCCUUCCAGUUCAAUGCUUGCACUGCUCUCCUGGAUGGAGAAGUGACUGUGCAGUCCUUCACCCCCGCUGCCAUGAGCCGCCCUGACCUGCACGCUCUGCUGAGCCGUGUUCGCCUGGAGCAUCCCAAUGACAACCCCGCUAAUUUCAACCGCAUGUACGGUGAAGUCCAGCUAACCCUGGUUGGGGGCGACACUGUGAAGGGACGCUGCAACACCUUCUACGGUCACUGGCGCAAUCCACUGUCCAACGACAGCCUGAGGAAGAAGUUCAGGAGCAACGCAGAGGUGGUGCUUCCCUCAGAGAAGGUCGAGCGGCUGAUUGAAGUGGUGGAGGACCUGGACCAGCUCAGGGACUGCAGGAACCUUCUCUCACAACUGCAAUAGACUUUGGUUUUGUUGGAGUUACACAGUAGCCUAACAGCAACACAAAUAUUCUUGCACAUAAAAAUAUUCAAAUCAAAAUAUGAAAAAAUCUACAUGUUGAGCCAUCUGACAAUUUUAAUAUUGUAAUAUAGACAUAUAUUGUUAUUAUCUCGGUUCAUGAAAAAAAUCAGUAUUUUGAGAUAAGAAGUUGCAUUACAAAGGGAACAUUAGGUGGAUUCUAUAUAUUGAAUGCUUUCCAGUAUUGCUGCUGUAUAUACAAUGCAUUAAGAGUUGUGCUUUUCCAAACAAUGGAUUCCUAAACAGCCUAAAAGGUUGUUGCUUUUAAUCUAUAUGUCUGCUUCUAUUGUCAUUCAAAGAAGACAAUUUCAGUAUUUCUGUUUGUGUGUUUUCAUCUAAAUAAAUAAAAUUACAAA
Molecule: messenger RNA, 1984 nt
Organism: Pundamilia nyererei
Lineage: Eukaryota; Metazoa; Chordata; Actinopteri; Cichliformes; Cichlidae
Gene: irg1l
Product: immunoresponsive gene 1, like
Exons: 6
Coding region: 84-1571 (495 amino acids)
Biological process (GO): defense response
Cellular component (GO): mitochondrion
Molecular function (GO): aconitate decarboxylase activity
Source: RefSeq, a predicted model, not a curated record